GUAGAAAACACGCUUUAUGAAAUCGACAAGAUGGCUACGAAAUAGUAGAAGUUUAUGGUCGAAAAAGUAGAUGAUUUUUAAAGAUCGAAGUGAGAUAAAGGUUUGUGGGUUUGAUACGCAUUUUCUUUGAAAGCUAUAGAAUGUUUUUAGUUGAAGAAAUUACUGUAGUGUAUGAAAUAAAAUGAUACAAAUUGCCUGUUGACGAAGGCAGUUUUGUAAGUGAUUUUGCUGUGUUUUGUUUUUCAUUUUGUUUUUUUCUUGGAUUUAAAUUGUGGAAUUCUACAUGUAUUGUAAAUGCUAAGAAUAAAGCAGAGUAUUCCCUUGAGGAUACCUUUCUCGAUCAAAGACAAAGGCUUCGUGCGAAUUUAAAUAUUAAGUGCACAUCAGCUUGCGAAAUUGCAGAUCGUCGAGAUCGACAGCUUGCAAAAAUUAGUGCAGUAUGUGAUACAAAUAUGCAGCUGAGCAAAUCGAUGAAAGGAUGUGCAACACGCUUCAUCAAACAAUGACAAUUUAGCGCAACGAUUUGAGAUUAUUCCCAUGUUAAGCAUGUGGAGUGAGUUUUAUGAAAGAUCUCGCAAAGCAAAGACCUUAGAUGUCUAUAUGGGCUGCUAUCACCAUUGAGUGAGCAUUUUGGCAUAUCUUAAUUAUAUGUUUUAUAUUAUGCAAGUUGCAAAUUCAUUCAGUGUUAAUUAUAAAAAUACCACCAUAUAUAGUAUUUGCAUCAAUAGUUUUUAUGCAAUAGUUCAGACAAUCCUUCAAACUAAUACUAAACCAAUCACUAACGCUGAUAACUAACCUGAAACCUCGCCCUAACCCAAUGCUAACCCAAAUUGGUAAAAACUUGUGAAAACUAGGAAGAAAAAAAAGUGUAAAAAAAUUAACAAAUAAUAGUGCAAGCAGGACUUGAUCCAGAAGCUAGAGCAUACAACAGGGUUGCUUAAACCACUCAACUACCAAGGACUUGCUCAAAAUCCAAUGAAAUUUUUGUGGUCUCAUUUUAACCAGUUUACAGAAUGAGGAAAUUGUCGUACCUGUAUCUAAUUCCUGAUGUGAGAACAUCACAAUUUGUAGUAAUUGAUGGUUGGGGCAUCACCAUCUCCAAAUAUAAAUUAAUUCCCACACCAUGCUGCAGUAACAAGCACAUGUAUACAACAUUAAGAAUGAUAAUCCAUCCCAACAUUUCCAAAAAGAGGGGGCAACCAUUAUAUGGAUAAUGUUAGAAAUGUCCAAAAACUGGGGAAUAUGCCCCCCCCCCCCAGGAUUGAUGCCCUUGCACAAUAAAUAUAUAUGAUUGUAAAAAAUGAGACAUUUGAUAAGUGUGAUUUCAGUUUGUCUCAAAACUAUGGCUGCAGAAGUUAUGCAGCCAUGAAACAACGCUGCCUCCAUAGUAUACAAGGCUCUAUCCAAAUUCAAAACUUUAAAACUUAGUCGAAUUAAGGAGUUACAGGCCAACUACAAAAAUCCUGUGAAGGCAGUGGAACUCAGGCCUCGAAUUUCCCUGAAAUCAAUCGACGGCAAUGACGUUAAAAAUUGCCAUAGAACGUAACAGCUGUCUAUGGCAAUUUUGGCAGUUUCCACGACAUUUUUUCCAAUUACUGUAACAAAAAUGUAAUUUUAUUGUUAAUAUAGCAAUUUAGUGAAUACUAUUUUACUAUACGGCAAAAAAUUGCCGUCGUUUCCGCAAUGAUCCACGGCAUUUUGUACUCCCUCUACGGCAAUUGCCGCGAUAAAAUUCGAGCCCUGGUGGAACUACCUUGCUAAACUUACAGUUACUGGCUAACAACUCCAAUAAUCAUUUGGAGCCAGUUAUUAUAUCAAAGCCUGGAGUUAACGGCUACGCUGGUAUCAACUAAGUUCCAUUCAAAGGUUGGCUCCCUUCACAAAAAUAAAAUCUACAGGCAUGCUGUAAACAAAACAGAAGAACCAAAGUUAAGCUUUUCACGAACAAAAAAAUCAAUGACUUCAAUUUCAGUUCAGUCUGGUUUAAUACCUGCAUUUCAUCACAUAUAAAAAUAAAAAGAGAUAUGUUUAACACUUGGCACUUGCAGAGGUAAUUUUAAUUACAAAUCAUUGUGAAUAAAAAUUUUUGAGGACUGAAAGAAAACACAUGCUGUACCUGUAACCGUUUUUGCUGAAUAAUAUAAGUGGGAAUCAAGUAAUAAAAUGUCCAAAGCGUCUCUUUUUGCCUGCAAAAGCUAUUUAGCAAUUGCCUGGUUAAUCCAUUGAUUACCAAGAGCUGGAUGUAACAGCUAGACUAGAGAGAAAAAUUCACCAGGAAUGGGAACGUUGCUUACCAAGAUAAACAUCAAGACAAUAAGUAAUUAUGAAAACAACCUUUGCCAGAAAGUUUGUGCCAGCAAAUGUAAUGUAUUGGACAGUGAAAUUUCAAUUCAAUAAAGAGGAAAGGCCUAAUCUACUUUCAAAUGAAUGAAAUGCCAAUGAUUUGAAGAGAAGAUAGAUGCCAAACUCCAAAGCAGUUUCAUUCAAGGUAAGAAUAAUUAUCACUACUUCAACAUGAAUUCAUUGAGAUGCAAUUGUUUUUGUGUAUAUUUUCACAUUUCAGACUAUUUUUUUGUAUUUUUUUUAGGAUUCACUUUCUGGCAUUAAAUACAGAUAGUAGACCACUGUUGAAAGAGAUGAGCAGUGCUGUUGAAUUAGAUGACUGGAUAAUUAUGUUCAGCACUAUAUUCGGGAUUUGAAAUGGCCUUAAACUCUUUGAAAUCCCUUGCACAAUUGAUGUUUUGACUUUUGUUAUAAGGUGGAAAGAAUAGUGGGGGGAAACAAUAGAUACUGAAGUGCCUGGGAGCAGUUUCUAUAAUAGUAAAUCUCAUCAAUUGAGAACAUUAGACAAGUAGUUCUCAUCUAUUGACAAUCAACACAAUCUAGUUCAUGCACAGUUGACUACAAUUUAACUACCAAACAUAGUUGAACUGUGCACAGGUUACACAAUUACUGACCCCCAAUUGCUUAUAUCAUAGUCAUGUAAUGGCAUUUUAUGGCCUGCUACAACUAAGCAAACAAAAAAAAUAAACAUGAUUCCAAACCACUUGCAUUGAUAAAAGCUCAAGGUGUUUUUCACCUUCCUAGUAAAUCUUCAAAUCGUGUCUAAUUUUCAAACAUAGCUUUUAACAUUACAUGUCAACUAAAGUUAUUAUCUUUGUAUUAACAGGAAUACAGUAUUGUUAUUUGAACUGCAAAACACUGACAUAUAGAAACUACAGUUUUGUGUUGUGCAGAUAAAGGAAGUGGAAAACAGGUGAAAAAGUGAUUGCCUAUUGUGGUUUCUUUUCAUGUUUUAACACUAGGUUUAUUCUAAAGGUAUUAUUUUUGUAAUUACAGGAUAAAAAUUCCGUUUGAAGAGUGGCAUACUUGCACUGAAGUUUUGUAUUGUGCAGAUAAAAGACGCAGAAAACAGGUAGCCUGGUAGGUAUGAAUGAUGAUUUGCUAUAUCUAUUACAAUUUGGCAACUGCUACCACACACAUAAAAAUGCACACGUUACAGAUCUGCAAAAAAAGUUGUUGUCAAGCUGAAAUCAGGGAGUGUUCCCACCGCUUGUUCUCCGUUGUUGUGACAAGUCUGGAACAAGUUGUUAUCACCUUAUUAAAGGUUGUGGACGGUAACAGACUUGCUACAAAUUGUUCCAACAGGACCAAAACAGGCUGUUCGUAAGAAAUUACUACAAGCUGGUUGUGAUCAGAUUGUUAAGUCUGUUGGCCUCAUCAACCUUGUUACAAGAUGAUAGCAACUUGUUCCAGACUUGUCAUCAGUGUAAACACAUCUUUUUGACAAGCUGUGAAACUUUUAUGCUUUCCUUCUGUAUUAACACUAGCGCCCGUAUUCUAAAAGCUCACUCACACUCAAUGAGUGCAAGUUCAAUCUGAGUUUCUCUUGAGUGUCAUUGCUGUUUUUGAAUAACUGAAGGGUGAGUAGUCGCAUAUUAAGGUACGACACUAACCCUCCAGCUAUUCAAAAACAGCAAUGACACUCGAGAGAAGCUCAGAUUGAACUUCCACUCAUUGAGUGUGAGUGAGCUUUUAGAAUACGGGAGUAAGUCAAUAAGGAUAGUUCUCAUGAGUGAACCUUUUUGGUGUAUACAGUAGAACUGAUUAAGCUAUCCGCUAUAAACGGUGGUAGUUAACAUACUUUGACGUUUUGUAUAGUUGUAAAGCGAGAUGAGAAAAAGUCGUAUAUCGUUCAAUAUCAGCAAGAAACGGGGCAAAAAUGAAGGGGGUGAAUCAAAUAUGGCGGACCCUUCGCCAACUGGAAGUCAGCAGUCAACUUUGAAAUUGUCAUCCUAUUAUGCAUGCCGUUUCUGCUGCAAGCGUUUUAAAUCAGAACUAAGUUAUGAGACGCAUAGCAAGACAAAGAAACAUGGCAAGGCCGUCAAAGCUGGUACGGAAUUUGAAUUGAAAAAAAGUCGCACUUGUGCUGGAUGCAAGCAGGAUUUUGAAACAAGGCUGCAGUUGACGCAACAUUGUAAGAAGAACAGUCAUAUGCCAUUGGUGCAGAAAACUAGCCUGAAGAAUCCAGUUUACGGGAAACCGUACACCGAAGCGGAACAGGAAGAUCCGUUUGUGAGCAUCAAGUAUUAUUCUCCCUACUAUUGCGAGCUCUGUGAUUUGGAUUGCGUCAAUGUUCAACAUUACGAAGAUCACACGAAAGGCGAGCGUCACGAGAAAGCGGUUGAGAAGCGAGCCGAACAAGGAAAAGGCGUGUUGGUCGACUUGGAUACGAACGAGGUGGAUACUAGUAAUGACUAUCUGGUGAUUAUGAAUAAAGUGGAGCCGGUGACCGAGAGGGUGUCUGCAUACUACUGUGGGAUUUGUGAUAUGGACUGCCGCUCAGAGGUAAUAAUAACACUUGUAAUAAUGCCUUAAUUGUCAUCAUUUGCAACUACACUUGCCCCAUGACGAUGUCCUUGGCCUAAAAAGAUCUAUAGCAGUCCUUCUCUAUUAGCCUGUGGACUGCUAUAGCUAUUUUUCUGACUGUCUUGAUGUCCUUACCUUGUGUGGUUGUAUGGCCCCAGGACACCGUCGUGUCUGAAAUGGAUAAUGAGAGGUUGACAUUUGACUACACUACCGCAACCGUUAAGGGACCAUUAACCAAUCAGAUGUGUUUCAUAUAUCCAAUGACCAAACAGAUGCGGACUAAACCAGUGAGAGGUAGUAACAUAGUUAGAGAGUAAAAUAAUGCCUGUCGUUAUCAACCCGCACAAUUAAGGUGACCUUCGAGUAGUUGGGAUUGCUCAAUAAUGUUGCGAUUUAUAAUGGGUGAAUAAAUUCUUCAUCUCAUCCUACUCAUUCUAUUCUAGAUUGCCUAUACAGAACAUGUGACCAGUAAAGACCAUCAAGUCCGUAUGGAAGGCCAUGGUCAACUUAAGAUAUCUUGUGACCUGUGCUGUAUGACUUUUAACAGCGAGAACAACCACAAGAUGCAUUUGAAGAGCAAGAAGCAUGCUAAUAACCUAGCUGCACGGCAAAGGCUUUUACCCCUUGAGACAGAUCCGGAAAAAGAGAGUGUCCAAGAUCUGCGAGAUAAGAUUAAGAGGACCAUCUCUCCUCCACUUGAAAAUUUUGAUAAAAUUAAAGUGAACAUCGCUGGCGACUCGGCUGAUGAUGCCAAUACUCGUUCUGUGGUGGUGGAUAUUCAAGCAGAUGAGGAGGACGCCAUGGAAAUGGGCAUGCCAAGGGUAAGCAUGGAUAACCACCACUGAGAUAAGCCUACUACUGAAGGUUGAGGGUAGAUUCUGUUACUUAUUGGCUCUGACUUGAUGGGUUUGAAAACUCACGUAAGUUACGGUUGGUUCCUGUCCUUCGAGGAUUUUUCUUUGAGUACUCUUGUUUUCUUCUUUACUCAUAAAAACUAACCCUUCCACCUUAACCUCCAACGUCCAACUCGUAACGUUUGAACCGCGGCGUUCAUAAUUUAGCUCUCAAGGGAAGAUUAUUAAUCCCCCUAAUAAAAUUUAUUCGUUGUAAAAAAAACUGUAGCAGACUUAGUUGCCGCAAUGCUCAACAACUUUAGGACAGUAGUAAUACCCUGCCAGUUGUCUCUAUACAUUAUCUGUGUCAUAUUUCCUAGUAGUUUUGUGAAUAUCUACGCUGGCAAAGCAAAUAAAUAAACUCGUAAUCAAGACGCGUUUACAAUACUUGCUCCCAGCUUGUUGGAGCAGACAUCUAGCAAUUUCGAGGUAUAUAGUAUGUUCCCAACAAGUUGUGAUAACUUUGCAUGCAACAACAACCUUCUUAACUUAACACCUUAUCGAAAGGACGUGUGAUUUUUACACGUGUUCCUUUAUCUUUUAGGUCACAUUGGAUAAGAAAGAGAAGAAAGAACUUGAGAGAAAACUCAAAGAAGAUGAAGAAGAACGUGGAAAAUGGGCGAAACGACGGGAGGAAGAAUAUGGCAAGAAAAGAGCGGAGAUUUUGAAAGUUUCAAAAUGGGAUCCCAAGGUUUCUCCUACUGAAACGAAAGGUCGCGGGCGAGGGCAACCAACUGAUACUCGUGGGCGAGGGAGAGGAAAAGGCCAGGUUGCUUUCAAUGAUAAGUAUAAGUGGGUAGCACCUGGUUUGAAGAAUCAAGGUGAGAAAUCUGAUAGCAUCACCCCCCGAGAGAGGUACUCUAAGGAUGAUAAAGAUAGGUAUUCUAAAGAUGAAUCAGGGGGGAGAUAUUCAAAAGAGGGGCCAAAGGAAAGAUACUCGAAGGAAUGGUCCAAAGAUCAUGGCUCGCGGGAGCGGUACCCAAGAGAUGACUCGAAGAGCGAUAAACGAGACAAGAGGGAUGGCAAGUCCGACCGUCGCCGGAAAACGUACGACGACGAUAAAUACACCAGUGAUUCCGACAACGAGCGAGUUAUUUUGAAGAAAGGUGAACUGAAAACAAUGGAUGAUGAUAAUGAUGACCUGAGGAAAGUUAUUAACAAACAGCGAGGAAUUGUCGAGAAAGACGAUGGAAAAUCUCUUGUUUUUGACUAUGGUCAUCAGAGUGUAGAGAAUGCAAGUGACGAGAGAGCAAAGUUGAAGGGCUUCUUCGGUGGAGCGUUUGCUCAUCUUCGAGAGGAUGGUGGUCCAAGUGAAGAUGCGAAGGAGGUUGAUAAUUAUAGCGGUAGCAAGAUGGAGGAAAUCAAAGAACCAGAGAAGGAUGCUGGUAAAGACAUGGAGCGGACACUCCUGCUUGAGUUAUUGAAACGUCAGUUUCCUGAUAUUCGGUAUCUUACUGAGAGACAAGGUGGCUUGGAAUUGAUGCAGAAGAUCUUUGGUGCACAGGGUAUGAGUGGUUUGGCAGGCCUUGAUCUUGAGGGAACAGGUUCCGUAGCCAGUGCUAGGAGUAUUGCUAGUGAUGAGGGUAGUGUGAAGAGCCAGCCGUUUAAGCAGGAGGGAAAUUUGGUGACGCUGGUUUCUGAGGAAGUAGCACCGGCUGAAGAAAAGAAAGUGGAAGCAAAGUCUGCAUCGCCAGAGAAGCGCGAGUCCAGAAGAGAUCGAAGAAGUCGAAGUAAAAGUCGAGAGAGGUAUACUUCUAUAUUUUUAUAGUAAUGCAUCUUUGUUCUGGCAUUUACUAUGUGAACAGCUUAUUCUAUGUUAGGCUCUUUCUGACUUUUUGAUUUAUUCAACUUCUAAAUUUACAUUGCGACAAAGUACUCGUUAAUACAAUAAAUAAUGACUGGAGUGAUGUAAAUUUAACUAUUUAAGGUCAGUUUUUGAACUGUCGAGGUAUUGGUGAGUCGAGGUAUUGGUGAUGUAUUCAUAUGUUAAACUUAACUGAACUUCUAAACCUGCUUUAUUUAUACUGAAUAGUUUAUCAGUUCUAAACUGGUCUUCGUUAUAAGGAAAAUUGGUCCAGUGUGACAACAAAAGGAAUCGGAGUAUUCAGUUAAAAAAUCACUUGGUGUUUGCAGCACCCUACGGUGCGUACUUUUUACAUGUGAAGGAGAUAAAAAAUAAUCAGACAACUGCAUGUUACGGGAAUCGUACACGGUUACUGAGGUGAGACUCCGUGAAAGGCAUAUAUGCACUAACUGCUAUUCUAAGAGGAGAUGGCAUUUAUAUAUUCGUAUAUCUCAGGAUUAAUAUUUGAAUAUGAUCAAAUUUAUUUCCAUAGGCGAAGAAGAAGCCGAAGUCGGAGUGAUAGCAGAAGUCGGAGUGGCAGAAAGAAGAGCAGAUACAGUUCCAGGAAACGAUCAAGAAGUUCAUCCCAGGACAGAUAUAGCAAGAGAUCUAGGCGUACACCAAGUCCAGAUAAGCGCAAAAAGGAUGAAAGGGUUGACAAAAGUUCAGAUGAGAAAGAUAAGAGCAAAACUAGCGAGAAAGAUAAAAAAGAAAGCUUGGUUUCACAAGCUAAGGCCAAGAGUAAAGACGCGAAAGACAAGGCAUUGGCUAAGUGGACGGUCUCGAAUUGGUCUGGAGGCAACGAGGAAGGCGGCAAGGACAGUGGCGAGAGAGGCGAACGAAAGAAAGCGAGUGAGAAAGAGUCUAAAAGGAGUGAUAGAAAAGAUGAUAAAAGGCACAAGGAGAAGGAAGGAGCGAAAGCUGGAACAAAGGAAGAUGAUUCACGGAAGGCAAAACGUAAAGAAGAACCAAAGACUGAUCGGGAAGAGGACAAGAAACGACAAAGAACAAACAGCGAAGGAGAUAAAAUAUUUGAAGAUGCAAGUGACUAUGAAGACAUAGAUCUUGAGACGAAUGUUGAUCUUGAGACGAAAGUUGAUCUUAAGGAACAAUUUGAAAAUGAUUACGAAAAUGGAGGAGAACAGCGCCGUUCCGAAGCAGAAGAUAAACGUCGUCCUGAUGGGGAAGAAAAGCGUCGGUCAGAUUCCAGUAGUCGUAAAGCAAGAGGAGGACAGGGAAAUUCAAAGUCGACAGAAGAAUCGGAGGGCAGAACAGAUCAGAAAAGAAGGGAAACGGAAGGUAGAGGUGAUGAGAAGAGAAGAGAUUCGGAAGGUAGAGAUGAGAAACGGAGAAAGAAGUCGUAUGAUCGUUAUAAUUACGACGACAGAUUCAACAAUGACAGCGAAGAUGAAAUGGAUGAAUUGCAGAAAGAUCUUCUUGCUAAUCUGGCCAGAGUUGAAAACUUGGGUCGUGUUCUUCCACCAGUUGGGCCACCAUUCCCUAUGGGAGGUGGGCCAUUCAUGCCUCCGUUGUCUGGCCCCCCACUAUCCGGUCCUCCGAUAUCUGUCCCUCCACCACCACUUGGGUUACUCCCCCCAGUAGGUGGGCCGUAUCCACCACAACCAGGUUUAGGACCAGUUAUGCUUCCUGCCCCUCCUGAUCUUGGAGACCCCACGAUACCCGUGAACCCAAAUUCAGCCUUGACGUACAUCCAGCCAACUGAAGAACACAACCCUGUCCCCUGGGGAUCUUCGUCAACUGAUCGGGCAUUGAAAUCCUUACUAAGCCAAGUCAGUGCUCUUGGAGCUGGGGGGAAAACAAUAUCAACCUCAUCCGUUCUAAGACCAAUAAUUUCGACGAGAUCUGAAAGUCCAAAAUCUUCUUCAGAGCUUCAUAGACUUGGGGAAGUGUACAGCGACGAUUUCGAAGCUUCAGACGAUGGAGAUGACUCCGGUUCGAAGCCGCUGAAGUCUAUCCUAAAGAAGAAAUCUAAAUUUUCGGUCGGACAAGGUAGCGAACAAGCGUCGAGCGGACUACCAAAGAAUGCAGUCGGAGCAGAGUAUGUUGUGAGUACAGGCGAACAAGCGAAAUAUUUUUGUCAACUUUGUGAUGUGCAGUUCGCCACGUUGUCUGCGAAGAACCUACAUCUCCGUGGACCAAAGCAUUUGGCAAUGUUUAUGAAACAUAAAUCUCCUUUGAUUGAUGAGAUGAUAAAACAAGCGAUGGGCGUAGUGGUUGGAAAUAGAGAGGAAAAGAAUGAAGCACAGGAGGACAGCGAUGAGGAAAAAGAAGUUAAAUCUGAGAUGGCGAAGAAUACAAAAGAACCGAGGGAGUCGAGCCAUAGUCCGCUACCGAAGCGUAGUCCAUCUCCUGAGCCGAUGAAAGAAAGUUUAGAAAAGGAAAGAAGCAUCUCGCCUUAUGACAGUCGCGAACCGCGAUUGUUUGUUGACGAAAGAACGGGCAGAAUUGUCCAAGCUGGUGGAUAUUACAGCGAGGGAAAAGCCGGAAGAAGUGAGAGUAGUAGGGUAUCCAGAGAAGAUCCACAGGCAUCUAGAGAGGAUACUCAAGUACCUAGAGAGGAUCAAUCUACAUCAAGUAAAAGUUCGGAAAGUGGUCCAUCCGGAAAGUUAGAGUUGGGUGCAGUUCCAACACCAGAUGAGUACGACCGACUCUCUCAAAGGGCAAAAGAUGUUUUGUCACGAGAAGAGUACGCUCAGCUUCCACCCAGCACAAGGAAGUUGUUGUUACUGGAAACUAGUGAUCAAUCUGCAGCAAAGGAACAAAGGCAAACUGGUAGAGCAAAAGAAAGUGAUGGGAUUGGUGGUAGCAUACCAAGAGACCAACCUUUGACUACAAGGGAGUAUCAGAAGCUUGAUGAUGUUAGGUCAACUGAGCAAGCACCACCUGCAAGUACAAUCAAGGACUAUGAAGAUCUUUCGGUAAGAGCAAGAUCGCUGUUGACUCGAGAAGAGUACGAGAGACUACCAACGCGAGACAAAGAAUAUCUUUCAAGGGAAGAAUAUCUUACUAGGGAGGAUUACGAUAAACAAACUGCAAGAGAAGCGGCACCGUUGUCCAGAGAUGAGUACGAGGUGAGAACGAUUUAACGUAAAUCUCUAUUUAACCCUCCCCACACACACACACACACCUUCAGAUAAGUCUUCCUCUCUAAUACAUCCAGUCAUGAUUUAGGGCAGACAAUAGAGAGUGAGGUUUAAAUGACAAGAAAGCACAAUAAAAUACAAAAUGAUAGAAUUGAAUAGAAUACAAAAGUGUUCAAUAGUAAUUCCCUUAAAUUGCGAUUCGUGCCAACUUAUGAUCCAUGCAUUAUUACCGUGUGAUGAAUGCCAACUUAUGAUCCAUGCAUCAUUACCGUGUGAUGAAUGCCAACUUAUGAUCCAUGCAUUAUUACCGUGUGAUGAAUGCGACAUUGAGGAAGUGUUUACCAGUUUAGCAAUCUCGUUCCCAGAUGAAUGCGACAUUGAGGAAGUGUUUACCAGUUUAGCAAUCUCGUUCCCAGAGCAUGCCCGUUCGCAGGUUAUGCCCAAACCUGCGAACGGGCAUGCUAUGGGAACGAGAUUGUCAGUUUAGCUGUUCUCUAGUCUCAACAUUAUAACCUUGUUUUGUAGGCGGUCGCACGCGAGAGAGAACGGUUGACUGCAAGGGAUAUGGUGUCAAGGGAAUCCUAUGAACGGUUGGAUCGGGAGAGACUCGCAGAUCUGGAUAGACUUGUUGACCGGGACAGAUUGCCUCUAGCAGACCGUGACAGAUUGGCACUGACAGAACGCGAGAGACUUGCACUAGCGGACCGAGACAGACUGGUGGGCCUAGCUGACCGAGAUAGGCUUGGACUUGCAGACCGGGAUAGAUUGUCACUCGCGGAACGUGAUAGGUUGGCUCUCGCUGAUCGUGACAGACUAGCAGCACUGGCUGAUCGCGACAGACUGAUAGAACGUGAUAGACUUACACAACGAGAUUAUUAUGACAGAUAUCCACCAAGAGAUGAGCUGCCAUGUAAGUACGAUGUAAUUCUAGAUAUGUAAAGCAUAGUUGCUUGUAUUUGAUGCAACACCAUAGAUUUCACUUGUUCCACCAUUCAUUUUGCAUGUUCACCGGUGCAGAAAUUUUCUUGCAGGGAAUAGUUGUCAUCUUAAUUUAUAUAUUGUUUACAAAAAGCAUUUUGCAAGUCGAGACUGUCUUCUGCCGAGAUUGAACUUUAUCACACUGUGUGGCAUCAUACGUUCUCUGAAAUCUAUCCAUGCAUGAGGAAGUUUUGUAUUUGACUUACGCUGGAAAUUGCUGUCAGGAAGAGAAAUAUAUUUUCUAGGACUCCAUGUUGACUUAAUCACAUACUGCCAUUAUAUUACCCUGGGUGCCGGCGCCGCCUGUGACAGAAGUGAGGACACGACGAGACUCUGGUCACACGAGUAUAUUGAACUCACCAAAGUGAGACUGGAUGCUCGUGUGACCAGAGCCUCCUCGUCGUGUCCUCACUUCUGUUACAGGAGGCUCUGGCACCCAGGGUACCAUUAUAUCGGCAUUGAAUACAACACAAUUUUCUCGAUAUUUCUUGCUAUGCUCAAAGUUCCAAUGGCAAUAGCCGUAUUUCUGUAUUUUGUACUGGAUCUUUAGCCAUGUUGAUGUUGGAAAUACAAUCAAAUUUAAUUUCCACUUGAUAGUACCAUCUGCUCUGUCUGAAAUUAUAACCCAAUAACCGUAUAUCACAGGUAUGAAUAUUGGUAGCAGACAUGUAAGGCAACAUCUCUUAGUUGUGUGUUCUCCCAAAAAUUAGCAGAGAUUGCGAGGAUAAGUGGGUUUUAUUCCCGGGUUAAGCUUGUAGACAAUCUGUAAAUUGGACAACGUUUGACUUCAUGAUUUUACCUGAAAUUAUGCGAGCUUUUCAAUUUGUUAUUACUUGUCUCUGACUAUUUUUCGACGUUAUAUAUAACAUAAAGAUGUCAGAAGAUUUUGAGGCUAACUAUGGCUUUUAUACAUGUGUUAUUCCUAGAUCGACCUGGAGCAGAUGAUUAUGCACGAGAACGAGGUAGACCAAUGGUGCGGGAAGAGUAUAGCAAAUACAUUGGACCCUUGGAUGACGACUUAGCCCAACGUAGGGACGACUAUGCCAGGCAGCGCAUGCGUGAAGAGGACGACCGUCCAUUACCCAGAGAAGGAUACAGAGAACCAGAUUACCGAAGAGAUCCGAGAGACGUACCCCCCGGGAGAGAUCCAAGGGAUGAGAGACCUCCCCCCGGAAGAGACUACAGAGAUUUGGAAAGGUCACGUGAGACGUAUGGCGAUCCACGAUCACGUGAUAUACGCGUGGUCUCUGACAGAGGUGGCCCAAGUGGUUAUGAUGAAAGAAGAAUGAGCCCUCCAAGGGACUGGCCCCGUGGAGCGGAGAGUAAGGGGCCAGACCCCAGGGAGGCACCCAUAAGCGGUGGGGAGACACGUGCCCCUGAAGGAGAUAGAAGACCUGAUGAGACGGCACAGAAAGGAGUGGAAAAUGCUGGAAGGUAAAACAGAAUUUUUUUAAUUUUCAUGUUUGAUAAACUAUAACCAAGUUCCCAACACCCUUACGUUGCCAACAUUAAUUGAUAUCGUUCAAGAAGUUCUACGUGACGUAAGAUAAAGUACUCGCCGUAAAUCUAUGAUAAGCAAAAUAUUAUACAUUUUGCAUUUAUACAAAUGACCAUUCUGUUUGUUAGUAGCUUGUGCGAAAUAGUUGACGGCAAUAUGUGCCGGAAAGGUACAUUGGAAUUUGUAAGACGAAGAAGGAUAAUAAAGAACUGUAUUCCGCUUGUUCUCCAAGGGAAGUGAAAGAGGCGCUCAGCUGCAAGAUAGCUUCUAUUCACUAUUGUAUUUACGGAGUAGAAAGGGUCGCCACCAACCUAUGUUGAACGGGAUUUGUGAUUGGUUGUUCAUAACAAUAAAAGACAUUGAACUAUAGAAAUUAUCUUUCUGAAGAACGAUUUUAUGUUGUUAUUUACUCAGUAGAAAGGUCAGUAAUUGCCACUAAUACAAUUUUAAAAUUUCUAGACUUGGCACAUACGAAGCUCGACCAGCCGCAGAUCGUCGCGAGGUAACAGACACUCAUACUUACCGUGAUGACGAAAGCGAUCAAAGGUAUCACGGGCGCGAAACAGGCCCGGAUCAAUACGAUGCCCAUGGUUAUGAUUCAGCCCGACGUGGCGGUCCUGGUGGAUCCCGAGGACACAGGGGACGCGGUGGUGGUAAUCGUGGUGGCCAGAGGGGACAUCCUAGGAAUGCUGGGUACAAUAGAGGACAGCCCAGGCGCGGUGGUCAAGGACGUUACUAACAGGUUAGGAUUGAAAGUUUUUUUAAGGCGCCGUUCUUGACGGGCUAAAAAUGCCCUCAAAUUUGCCUGUGUCGUUCACAUUGGUACGAAUUCCCGUGAUGAUCUCUCAAAAAGAUGAUCUCUCAAACAUGGGGUCUAGUGUAGGUAGUACUCUACACUAUACAGUAACAUGGUUUGAGUCUGAACUACCCGAGGGCCCAAGGCCGCUUGAAACAGUCGAAGUAUUCCUAAUCCUUUUCAGGUAGUUCACACACAAACCACGGUUAGUUUUAAAGCCUAUUAUGCUAUAAGAAGCAACUACUAUAUACUAGGAGAUAUGCACUGUGACAAUAGUCUUUUGUUUAUUUUGUAGGUGGCAAGUGAUGUGCCUUGGUUUUAAUGUUUUUGUCCAGAUAUAUAUAUAUAUAUGAACUUUAUGAAGACUAAAACCCCAAAGGAACAUUUUGGGAACUUUACUAUCUUAUAACUAGUAUUUGAAUAACGUUUAGUUUUCGUUUUGCAACAGUAUAUACCAGGCCGAAUAGUUGCACUAUAGCUUUGGUCGAUUUUUUCGCGAUUUGAAGAAAAUUAUUUCAAUGUUUUACUGAAUGCCACCUUGCAAAUUGUGAGCUAACCAAGGGGUUGUUCCUGCCUUUUGUGUGUAGAAAUAAGAAAUUUUAUAUUGAAAUUUAUACUGCAUUUGGCUUUGGAUUCAUUUUUGUGAAAUAAACAUCUUGCUAAGAGCUCAAAAUCUUUUGGACCAAGGGGAGCGGUUAGCAGUUGACAAUUGCAACUAUACUAUUACUGGUAUAUACAGUAUAGAGUUUUAUGUUUGUUAUAGUUGAUUUUCGAGUUUUUAGUGAACUCGACUUUUUAGCUUACAAGUUAUACCUACAUCUAGAACCAAUGAUAGGUUGAGCUAUGAAGGUGAUAGUGUUAGGGUGGCGUGUUUGUCCUUUAUGUGUACUUGUAUAACUAUACGUAAUUUGUAGAGCAGUUAUGGUAGAGUGUACACAAUUGUACAUUACAGUUGGAAGUAAACUUUUAUUCCAAAAAUAUUGUCGCGUUUUGUUUUUCCUGGGGGAGGGUUCCAGGACUGGAAAAAAUAGCGAACCGUGGCUCCCUGAAAAUUUGUUGAGCAGAAAGAAAAUAAAAAUAUCAACGUAAAAAUGAAAUCAAAAGAAAUAAAACUACAGUGAGCAGAUGCAGAUUAACUAUAUAUCCUCAGUCUCUUAAUCAGCUAGCUCAACAGCGAACUCGUUGAACCACCAAAGUUAAUAAAAUAUUAACUCCAUUCCAACUGCAGUGCACCAACCAUACACUAGAAUGCAUGCUAAUCUUACACAGUAAACAUAAACGCAAUUUCAGCAGUAAAUUGUUGCUAUGAUCCACCCGAAUAUUCCAUUAUUUGUCACAGUAAUACAGUUAUAUAAGAGCCGUUAAAACAGAAAAACUUUCAUGUUCCCCAACAUGCGGUCCCAGAAAAUAAAAAAUUCUUUCCACCCUUUUGAGGCUUUGGUACUGAGGGUUGAGGAUUUGGUACUUCAGCUUUGCGCAACAAAAGAUAACAUAGUCUUUGGUGGCGCAUGUUGUUGAGAGCUGUUGCCAAAUUGUUUUUAUUCGUUGCAGCCACAUUCGUAGUGAAUGAAUAUGCAAAAAGAGGUUGAAUUGGCUUUUCUUCUUCAUAAUGCACCUGCAGAAUUAAACAAGUGGCGAGUGAUGUAACGAAAAGUCUUCGUAAUACGAGGAAAAAACUUCAAAAGUGGUUUCAUGAUCAAACAGUUGCAACUAACUCUCACUACUGGUUCCUUGUGAUACUUCACUUGCAAAAAUAUAUUUUUUAUUGGUAGUAGCCAAGUUUGUUUUCAAAUGACCAUCGGUAUUGCGUUUCCAUUUCAUAGCAACGGAAUUCCAAUGUAUCAUCAGAAAAGACGAUUUCGUAGGACGAUACUUGAUCCAGGAUGAUGCUUGUUAAGUCUCUCAUUGUUUUUGGAUUAGGCUUGCAUUACUGGACCAAACAAGGCAGAGCAAAUAGUGGUGAUAUCUGGUGCAAAAAUGUUGUAAUAACCAUGGUGGACAAUUAAUUAGUCGUAUUUAUAAUCCAUGCAAUCAACCAAUGUCGGUUAUACUUCAUAGUAUGCGAAAGGUGAUUUCCUUCGGUUCAUCUCUGGAUGGGAAAACGGCGAAAACCAUUUUAUUGAAAAGUGUCCUCCAAAAACGUCUCGGAGGUUUUCAUACCUAAAACAUUUCAAAAUAGAAAGAUUGAUGCUGCACUGUGGCUCUGAAGAUUGAUUAUUUAUGUGAUAAUAAUAUUUAUUUAUACUUACAAAGAUUUAUCCUCCUCUUCUUUAUCUACUUUCUCUUUUUUCAAAUUCUCAAUGCCCUAAAUAAAUAAAAUGGUCAGAUUAACCA
Paramuricea clavata is the source of this 16315-nucleotide messenger RNA. The record is from the annotation of a GenBank genome assembly. NCBI's taxonomy places the organism in Eukaryota, Metazoa, Cnidaria, Anthozoa, Malacalcyonacea, Plexauridae.